CGUACUUAGACGUUUGUGUUGGUUGUGCAGUGUGCACGCUGUGGACAGCCAACAGCCUGGCAGCUUUGGGCGAUUAUCGCUCAGAUAUAUUCAAGGCUUCGAACGAUUUCUGCUUUUUCCGCCGUACUGAAUGUCUAACGGCUCUUCCUUUCACGUCCAUAGAUAUUGCAACAACCGUGGACAAUUUGAUGAAUACCGACAACACCAACUCCCCUGCUUCCACAGACAGUGAUGUUGUCAAUUGCUCGACUGCGAGAGUCUACUUCGGUCCAGUGCAAUCACCGGAGAAGAGACUCAUUGCUAGUGAGGUCACGCGAAGACGUGUACUCAAUAUUGGCACCGUCGACUCUCCCCUUCGUCCAUCGGGACUGCCUGCUCUCCACGCCCCUCCGUCGCCACGGGAAAUCACGCACGCGACGGAUAAAGGUGAUGAACGAAGCGACGAAGAUGCAGAUGAGAUCUCUGAUGUGGCCGCUCAUCUAUCUCGUGAAGACACGCCUGAGAACGAUUCAUUGGGCCAAAACGAACCAUCCUCUGUUCUCGCAAGCCGAAUUAUGCGGGCUUGCGAUAAUCCUUCCCCUCCUCCGCGGGCUCAUCCCACCAUUUACUUCGGUCUCGCGAUAAAGGACGGACGGAUACCGUUCCCAGAUAUAUCUGCACCUCCUAGCCCAUUUCGUCCCAUAAAUUUGCGUGAGAGACUGAGCGAGUUCUCCGCGACAGAACGUGCUUUGUCACCUCAACCACCUCAGCUCCAGGCUUCCUAUGAUCAGCAUUCGUCUCUACAGGAUUCUGCUGGUAACAUCUCUCAGCCCGAUCUCAUCUCAUUUGAAUCUUGCUCCGCUCUAGUCAAGACGGCGGAAUCUUCUGGAGAAGGGUGUCCUCGUUCUCCGAUUCAAACUUUGCCGUCCAGUGUAGAUGAUCUCCUCUCGCAAUCCCCGGAGCAUCCUUCUGUCAUAUCUACCCCUCCUCGUGUAGAUGGCGUAGAACAGUCUAGUUCCUCGGACAGCCUAAAUAAGCUUCGUCAGGCUGACAUGGAAUCUAGACCACCACACCCCAAUUUUUCUUCGCCGUCAGGCGCCAACUCAGGCGCACCAGAUAUCACUAAAGAACAUGGAAGAUCACCUGUGCGGAGAUCAGCACGCCUCAGUGGGACUCCACGCCCCAACCAAACCACCCACGCACAGCAACCCUCGGAAACGCCGAAACUCAAAGGGAAAUCGAAGGCGACAAUACUCGCGCCCGAGGGGGAAUUAUCCUUGAUGCGGGAUGAGCAAACUGUUGUUCACGGUAACACAGAUCCUUACCCUAAUAUCCAAAGAUUGGUAGAAGAGAAAGAGAAACGACGAUCACGAAGACGGGGAUUAAACGGCAAACACGAAACCCCCAAUUUGCAAAGAGAAUUGGGGUCCCUUUCUCCUCAGUCCGCGGAUGUCUUAACGCGUUUGUUGCCAUCCGAGGCUACGCCACUCUCAGAGGGACAGCAUUCGUUACCACAACAUGAACUUUCUUUCGUAUCUUUGGACCCUCCACUGUUGACACCACAGAGACCAAAGUCAAACUCUCAGCACCCAAAUUUCCCCCUGACUUCUGUACAGCGGCCCCUGGUUGUCGCUCCAACGCCCGUUCGUCCUAAUGGGGAACAUCCUGGUUCUUCCUCUCCUCUCAAGUUUUCCUUGACCGUUGAUGAUGUGUCUCGCACACCAGCGAGGAGGGUGCCCAUUCAAGAUGCCUUCACGCAGGCCUCUGCAUCCUCACAAAAUGUGAUGCUACUGUCUGCAAAGCGUGAUGGGUCGACUCGGUUAAUGAGCAUGCGUGGACCUGUCUUUUCGCGCCCUGCGUUGGAUGAUCCAUCCCGUAGUCCCGCCAAGCGUAUUCUAAUCACAGAUUUCAACAGUCCUGUGCGCUCCCCAACGCGACCGGCCGCUCCGAGGGCCCGAAGUGCCUCAGCGGAACCGAAACCCACAGUCUCUCAACCUCUCCGAAGUCGUUCUGUUGACCCAUCACCACGCGCCGGUGAUAGCAAAGGCAAAGAACACAUGUUCCCUAAAUUUUCUUCCAAGCCGAGAUCUAGCAUCAAACUACCGUUUCCUCUUGUGGUUGGGCAGAAAGCAGGGACGGAUCUCCCGCACUCUAUCCCUGAAGAGGCUGAAGGAUCUGAGGCUACCGGAGAAUACUCGAUUGUUAAUCAGGCCGCGUCGUCGUCCAGUCCUGCGAAGUCGAGCUUGAAACAGCCCUCUAUUGGAAGUCGCAUACCAAGAAUUGGCGCCAAGCCUUAUGCUAGACCACAGCCAAAGAAACUUGUUUCAUCUACAGCUACAAAGCUACCUGCAUUUGGUACAGGACCGCGUGCCCCACCUUUCAAAUCAACUCCUACUGGCAGUGGCAGUAGCAGCUCCGAAGACUCUUCUGCCAUCGCCCCGCCACCAAACCGCAAUUUGGAUGGGAAAUCUGUUGCAGAGCCAUCAGUCCUCUCCACACUAAAGCGAAAACGUGGCACAGAAGAGACUGCCAUAUCUCCCCCUACUCACCCCGUCAUGGUACGCCAGGUUGUCCCCGGAAUGCUGGGGGGGAAGUAUGCUCCUAAAGCGGCACCUGUCCUUUCAACAACGGCUCCUCUACCAGAACCGAGUCCCCGGAAGCCGCCUGGCCCUAUAAAGUUCCGCAAAGUUGAGCCCGGAGUCAUAUCAGCACGUUAUGCAGCGCCGUCCAAACAAACUGCAUCCGAUUCUUCACCCGCCGAUGACCGCAGCAGCAGCCCGCAGAUUCUGCUCCUGUCUGAGGCACCGAUUGCCCGGUCAUCUUCACCUCCUAAUUCAACCUCUUCACCCAAUCUACCAGAACCAGAACCUGCGAAGCAAUCGCAUGAUGUUGCUGAGCCCCACGAAACAGCGGAUUCAUCUUCUUCACAUCGGCCACCAGAGAACCGAGGUCGGGGUCGCCGAACGUCUCGACGCAAGUCUGUAGCGCAGCAUGCCAACGACGUUUUCGGUCCAUCCACAUCAAUACAACCUCUCCAACUUCGACGAUCACGGCGUUCUGAGGGCGAUGGCUUCAUGGGGAUGAGCGCAGUUGCCCUCCAAGCCCUCACUACUUCCAACACCACAAAGAACCAGGAAAUUUUCGCUAAGCUGGAAAGGGAGGUAAUUCGCAAGGAUGGUAGUAGGCCAGAGAGCCCUGCAGUCAAGGUUCGGACGAUAUUGCAAAAGCAGAGAGAGAUGAGGGAUCAAUCACGACAUGAACGAGCGGAGCGGAGGGCGAGACGGAGUGAAGACGGGCCUGGAUUGAGUGAUUGUGAAUGUGCUAGCGAGCUGGAUGAUUCCAUCUUCGGAUUCGAUGGGGAGCACGAUGAAAAUGAUGGGGUGGUCUGGACGAAACAUCGUAGGGGACCGGGAGAAGUGGAGGAUUACGAGACGCCAGAUAGGGCUGACCGGUCGUCCAAACGUUUGCGCUUUGGGGAAGGCCCUCAGGAGGAAAGAGAGCGCAAACGGGUGAAGUGGCAUCAUGGGCUAUCCACGGAAAUUUAUCUGGAUGAGGUCCAUCCUCGACCUAACUCGUGGACCAAGGACUUUGUCAUCGAGAAAAGCUGCUUGGCCCCGACAUCCAAGAAUCUUCGCUUAGACACUCUGGGCAACGUGAUGGAUGUCGAGCAGCAUCCACUCACUGACCUUCACCCAGAGAACGUCGUGGUGAAGAAGUUUGUGUAUGACAACGACAUUGAGGUGGUGGUGAAAGAGGUUAUACCCCCGAAAAUUACCAGAUCGAAGAGCAAGAAAAUGAAAAGCUAGCCAAGCUGCAUAUUCUAUUGACACUCUAAUGCAUAUUUGUCGAUGCUGUCGUUGAUGUAUCCUUAUUGUCUCUAACUCAUUCUGUCGUUUCCUUCCAUCGA
Suillus clintonianus is the source of this 3886-nucleotide messenger RNA. RefSeq lists its product as uncharacterized. The record is from RefSeq and is a predicted model, not a curated record. NCBI's taxonomy places the organism in Eukaryota, Fungi, Basidiomycota, Agaricomycetes, Boletales, Suillaceae. The transcript is spliced from 4 exons. The coding region runs from base 189 to 3785 and encodes 1198 amino acids.